Phytomonas sp. EM1 is the source of this 2067-nucleotide messenger RNA. The record is from the annotation of a GenBank genome assembly. NCBI's taxonomy places the organism in Eukaryota, Euglenozoa, Kinetoplastea, Trypanosomatida, Trypanosomatidae.
AUGUUAGUCAACAGCCCUGACAAUAGGUCCCAGGGUGCUUUUACAUCUAUAUCCAACGGAUCGCAAGUACUCCCCCCUAGCACACAGCAGGCUUCCACAGAUGAUGAAAAUAUACUCACCAAUAUAUGCUUUAACAUGUGUCGCAAGGAGAGUUAUCAUCCUAACAAGGGCUUUAAGCAGCUUGUCCGAAAACUCAAGCAGAAUGCUACUGUGGAAGUAAACAAAGAAGACAUCACACUUGAUCGAUUGCUUCCACAUGACAUAGUGGUGUUCGCAGCCCCGCAGCAAAUUUGCAGCGCGGAAGAUUUGACCGUGAUUCGGGAGUACGUUGAGAAAGGUGGCUCUGCCUGCAUGAUGUUUGGUGAUGGCCACGGCGGGAGGUACUCUUAUCUGAACCAAUUGCUGAUGGAUUGGACUGGGAUUCGCCUCAACGAUGAUUGCGUUGUUCGAACCGUCCAACACAAGUACUUGCAUCCUAAGGAAGUUUGUGUCACGAACGGUGUGAUUAAUCGUGCGCUCAAUAAAGCUGCGGGUAAAAAUGUCCAUGGGGUGUCAGGCGGUUACAGCUCGGGUUUUGGUACAAACAGCGGUAGUUUUGGUCCUACAAAAGCUAACGGGACUGCUUCCUUAGGAUUUGGCAGAGGUACCUUUACUACGCUUAGUCGCACUACAAUCACCAGUAAGACGGACGUAGGACACAACAUGCAGAAUAUGGCAGCACAGAUGUCUCAAGCGGAUGAUAACGUCACUCAGAUUGCCGCAGACACACUGACCAGUUUAAUCUUUGUAUAUCCCUACGGCCUUACCUUUAAAGUAAAUCGACCAGGUGUCCCGAUCCUCAGCAGUGGUUUUAUGUCCUACCCGCUUAACCAACCAAUAGCCGCGGUUUGGGAGUGUCCACAUGUCGUGGAGCAUCUGGGUCGCCACAAACAGGGUAAGCUGCUGCUCAUCGGAAGUGCACAGGUGUUUGAGGACAGCUGGCUUGAUAAAGAGGAGAACGAUGUCCUAGCGGCAGUUCUCUUUGACUAUCUGAAUCACCGUAUUCGUCUUAAUCAGAUUGAUGCAGACGAACCGGAUAUAACGGAAUAUCAUCAUCUCCCAGAUACUGCAUCACUCUCGGAUCGCUUACGCGUGGCCGUGGAGCAACAGGAGGAGCUUCCCCGCGAUUUCACAAAACUAUUCGACCUGAACACCUUUAAACUAGACACAGAUAAAAUCCCGAACGUGGUAGAGACCUACGAAAAGCUUAACUUAAAGUUAGAGCCGCUGUCACUGAUUCCGCCUGAGUUUCAGACUCCGCUGCCUCCUGUAAAGCCAGCGGUUUUUGAUCCGAUUCAUCGUGAUCCGAUGAUCCCUGCGCUCGACUUAUUCGAUCUCGAUGAGGAGUUCGCACCGGAGCGUGUGCAGUUAGCUCAGCUGACCAACAAAUGCAAGCCCGAAGGUCUGAGUUACUACAUACUAAGUGCUGCCGAAAUUUUAGGCGUCACAAAGAAGCUCCGCAGUCCACGUAAUCGUGACCCCCGCGCGCUUCUCGACUACGUAUUUCGCCAAGUGGUGGAGUACAAAAAGACAAAUGCACAUAUGUUCCGUAAGGAUAGCGCCUCGGAAGUUGUUUCUGCUGCAGUGGAUAGCGCUAGUCAUGUGGUGACGAUGGACAGUGCAAAGGACAGCCCAGAUGCUUCUGGUGUGAUGCGUGUGAUACGGGUGGAAUGUGAUUCUAAUAAGAAGUCUUCCUGCGAUCCAACACCUUUUGUUGAAAAUCCUCACUGGAUGCUACUUUUGGAAGCGAACUUUGCCAGCGGCACCAUAAGCGGUACCAUAAAAUUAUUUGAGGAUUCACCACGCUUAAUUGCGCAAGAAGCUCGAGUGACAGGUGUAAUAAAUACUUCUGGGAAUCAGGAGUAUCCAAUGGAGUGGGGUAUAGCGUUGGAGUCGCCAGAAGGAGAAGUUAUCUUUUUUACUUUCUAUGCUAAAAUACAGGGCAACCAGCUGCGCGGUGAAUGUGGGCGAGGAAACGGUUCGACUCGAAAUCAGCAAAAUUUUGUUUACAAUAUUGAUGAUCUAUGA